AUGUCCGCUCACCUUUUCGAGAACCUACCACCUGAAGUACUAUUCGGCAUUUCGGAUUAUCUUGAGCCAGAUGAUCGAAAGAACCUCAGUCUGGCCAAUUCCGGGCUUCGGACCGCAAUGGCGCCGUGUCUCUUCAAGGUGCUGCGAGUCAAUUGUCCGCUUGUAGAGGAUCACAUCUUGCCAACUAUUGUCGACAAAUAUGGAGUAAAUAUUCUGGAAUUGAGGUUGAAUGUUACUUUCUACCCGGAGGAAUCGACUGAGACGGCGGAUGAGGAGGAGGAAGAGGAGGAUGAGAGUGAGGAUGAGGAUAUGUCAGAGAAUGAGGAAGGGAACGACGGCGAAGAGUCUGGACCAGAGCCUGAAACACCAGACGAAAGCGGCAAGGAGGGUAAAAGAGAGGAGGAGGGAGAGAGCGACAAGGACGAUUAUCCUGACAGAUGGUGGUACUGGUCAAAUCCUCCCGCAUCAGUCUGGGCCCGAAAAGAAGCAGACACAUCAAUCAUCCAGGAUCUCAUCCGAUUCAAGGGCCUACCACGCUGCAAGGCCCUGACGAUACACACCAAUGGCGAACAAGACUUUGAGCUCGAUGCGGACUGGGACAACAACGAUAUCGGCAAAAACUACAUCUACUUCUGCUGCGAGCCUGAAAGUUGGGAAGACGUUGAGCGAAAGGAAGGGAGAUAUUCAUGGCGUGCAGCCUUGCGGGAUAUGUACCAUGACAUCGCUACGCUUUCGCCAGUCGAUGAGUUUACCAUCUUGAACUUUCUCCCUCGAAAAACCUCGUUCUGGCAGGAAAAAGAAUGGUCUGAGUUUCUAGGCCGGUUGAAGAAGUUGACGCUCAAUACGUAUGGUGGUGACAAUGGGGCUGGUUGGCAGGCUAAUACGUUACCUGGCUUUCACGCCUUCUUCAAUGAACUGCCGACGAGUGUUCUGGCUCAUGCAAUUGCCUUGGAAUACUUUAAACUCAAGACUCACGACGAUGGCUUUCUGGGCGGCGAAGGCUCGUUGUACAUACCUCCUGGCUGCAUGCCCUCGUUGAGGUCGUUGCACGUGGAUGGUAUAGCAGUGACCUCUGUGCUUACAGAUUACCUCAAAGCAACAAACGGCACGCUGUCCCGACUCUGCAUCACGGAAUGCGUGGCGUUUAGUUCCGAUCCCAAUGGCGACGAUGCACCAAGGUGGGCUGAUCUGUUUAAAGCUGCACGGCAGGCUCUGAGAGCACCUGCAGAGGUUGUAUGUGUGCCGACCAAGGAACGUCCUAUUACGGAAGAUGAAGGGGACUACUAUGGUGAUGAGGUUUAUGUCCCGCCGACUGAUGAGGAUGGCAAGGUUAAGAACUGGAGAAGGAAAGUCAAAGAGGAGGAAGGGCUUUGUAUUUGGCCUUAUGGGUGGUUGGAUGAGAAGUAUGGAUCUAUCUUUCCUGACCAUGAGGUGAACCUCGAGCGCCUUGAGAGUGGAGAAGAUAAUUUGGAGUUUAAGUUGUUGAUGGAGGAGGUGAAGAAGGGAGGCGGUAAAUGUACAGUCUCUUGA
This is a messenger RNA of Fusarium fujikuroi IMI 58289, 1530 nucleotides long. RefSeq lists its product as uncharacterized. NCBI's taxonomy places the organism in Eukaryota, Fungi, Ascomycota, Sordariomycetes, Hypocreales, Nectriaceae. The record is from RefSeq and is a predicted model, not a curated record. Bases 1 to 1530 code for a protein of 509 amino acids. The transcript has a single exon.